Molecule: messenger RNA, 4104 nt
Organism: Mercenaria mercenaria
Lineage: Eukaryota; Metazoa; Mollusca; Bivalvia; Venerida; Veneridae
Product: nucleoporin NDC1-like
Exons: 16
Coding region: 119-1798 (559 amino acids)
Biological process (GO): nuclear pore organization
Cellular component (GO): nuclear pore transmembrane ring
Molecular function (GO): protein-macromolecule adaptor activity
Source: RefSeq, a predicted model, not a curated record
GAGAAUAUCCAAAAUGGCGCUUUCUUCAAAAAUAUCAUAAAAUGAGAUUUCUUAGCUAGAGCAAAGAAAAUACUGAACUGUUUUUGCAAAUACUUCCAGAGUAACUAUAGAUUUUGAAAUGGAAACAAUAGAUAAGUGGUUUCAGAGAGAAGUACUUCAAUGGAGAACAGGAGCUUCUGUAGCAUGGUCUGUUAUCACAUUGCCAGUCAUUAGUAUUGUGUACUUGUUUCUGACUAGUUUCCAACUGUUUCAUCCACUGCAGUGGAUCACAGGUUUUGUGAGCGGCAUGUUUUCUUUUACUUUCGUCAGUACUGUAAUAUUGAUCAUGAUUGUGAAUGCUGGUUUCUGUAUCUACUCAAAGAACACAUUUACAGUGAUACCAUCAAUGUCAAUAACAAGAUUCUCCCAGCUGCCUCAGUUGUUUAAAGGUUCUGUGAUGCUGUAUGCUGUAGUUUGUUGGGGGUGUGGCCUCCUACUGGGCUGGAUGUGUACAUGUAUACUUGGAGACAGAUAUGCUAGUCUGUCAAGGAAAUGUGCUGAAAGCAGUGACCUGUACUGUAUCAAUGAAUACCACCUGUUUAUUGUGUUAUAUGGAGGUUACUCGGGGCUCAUGUAUAUUGUGUACCACUAUAUAAAACAGAACAAUGUUCUACAUUUCCCAACAUUACAGCAAGCCAAAUUUUUCCAAGUGAGAGGACAGAUUCCUAGGACAGGAUGGUCUUCACUUGGUCAUGUGAUCUGGCAGAUAAAAUUCUUCUAUAUAUUCUAUUAUUUGUUUGGGAACAUUCCAAGAGAUGCUAUAGCUGAAACCCUUUCUCUCAAACAUGAGAGAGAAUCACGAUUAGACAGCUUGUAUGGACUGUUGCUGGACUUUGCACUGUUAUGGCAGACUUUACUGGUUGGCUUAUUUAUCCAGUUCUCCUGGAGUUAUGGUGCUCUACUCUACAAAGUCUACAAUACACAGAGUUACGAGUUUCCAGUGAGUACAAUGUUUGAGAACUUCAAGAACAAAUGUCUGGUAGAUGCACUGUCUUGCACAAAACUGCGGCUCCUCCAGGCACUUGGUUUCUUGGAUUUGAAUUUACUGUCUAAACACUCUUGCACAAGAAGAAAAGAACUUUUUAGUUUGAGUCAGCCUGGUGGACAUCCACAUAACUGGAACAAAAUUUUGGCAGUUUGUCUAUCAGUGAUUCAGGAAUUAAAUGACACAGUGCAAGAGGUCAACUGGAAAAUACUGGCUAAUGCUCCUGUCAGGCAACCUCAUACUGAGAAAUCUGUGAGUAAUGGUUCAAGUGAUGGUUUAAAACAGAGAACGUCUUCGUCUAAUGGAACAUCCAAACCUGCAGCAACAGCAGUCAAAGAUAAGAUAGUAAAUGGUUUGAAGAAGCGGUCCUUACUGACAUUUUUCACAGGAGAAGUACCUGACAGUGCACACAAGAAUCUGUUUGCUUCAGCUUUUAUACAGAUAUGGGCAGUUGAUGCUUUAUCCUCGUUAGUAGUUGCAUCAUUCAAUGAAGAUUCAUUUGGAGUUGUUCAGAUGUCAUUGAGGGAUAUUAUAACAGCUAUACUUAAUUUACAAGAGAAUAUUGACAAGCAUUUCAAGUUAACAGGUGGUGUAAGCAGACGUGUAACAAAAGACUCUAACAGUAAUGAUGUACCACUCAAAUAUUUACUCCAGUCAUCAUUGAGGAGUUCCAUCUACAGUAUUGUCAACACAUUUGGGAAACAUCUUUUAGAUAUUGGUCUGCCAGUAGACACAGAGAAGAAACUGCAUAACUUCUUAGACUACAGAGAGUGAUCAAAUACUGUGAGAAAAUAGCUUCUUGUUAAGGAAGAAAUUAGUGAUGCAUGGACUGUUUAUAUCAAAUGUUCGAACUUUUAUAACAGACUGUGACACUAUAGGGGAACAAUCUGAUCAAGAAAUGGUGCUACUCGCAGUUAUUCUGUAAAAACAUUUUAUGAUUUCAGCAUCAUAUAUGGUAUGAGAGGGAGGCACUGUGCUACAAGUUUCUGAAAGAAAUGUUUCAGUUUAGCUCACAGAGUAUUCUCUCAACAUGAACUAUUGUGAUCAUUCACUGUCCAGUAUUCGUCAGUCUUUCAGCUACAGUACAAUCGCGAUCCUAUGAAAAGCCAAGGGACGGCCCGAUUUUUUCGUGAUAUCGCGUUUUCGUUGGAGCGUAGCAUAGGAAAUUUCGCUAUACAGCACCUUAAUAUCUACACGUCGUAACUCCUGAUAUUUUUACAUGUGAUUUUCGUAUCGGAGUGCAUGUAUACCAAUUUUAUAUGUACAUCUGGGUUUACUACAAAUCUUACUUGAAUCUAAACUUAGAUGAUAUGUAGAAUGUAGAACAGGUUGUUUUUUUCUUCACUUUUAAUUACUGUACAUAAAACGUAUACAGGGUACAUUGUUGCACGAGAAAAAAAAUCGCACUGAUUCCUUGAGACGUAUAGAUAUCGAAGCAAGUGUGUCUUGUAUGCCAUCCGAUCGGACAGUUAUAGGAGAAUAACUAACUUGUGUCAUAGUGUACAGCAUAUGUGUUUUGAAUUUAAUUACUAAGUUUUCACACUUUAAUCACUGUUUACACCCAGCUAAAUGACAGUGACACUUUCCACUCCAAAGCAUUUUCACGCCGUUAUGGAAGAUGUGAAAACUUAGACGAUACAUUCGUAAAAUCGCAACUAAAACCAUUUGAAAACAGGCUUGAAGGGGAUCACAAUACGUUCGUAGGAGCGCAUUUUUCGUAAAAUUGCAUUUUCGUAAAACCGCCACUUUGUUACUUAGAAAUAAGAAGGAAAGCAGCCGGGACCACAGCACCUUUUCGUAGUAUACCGGUAUUUCGUUAAAUUGCGAUUCGUAGCAUCGCGAAUGCACUGUAUUUUCUUCAAAAUACAAAUGAAAAAUGACUGAGAUGUUCCUUGGAUAGUCCUCCUUCAAAGUUUAUCAAAUUGUUUAGCUUGAUUACACAUUGGAUGGCUGAAGCUAAAUAUUAAAAGAAAAAUCAUCCUUUUCUUAGCUAAACCCUAGUCCGAUUUAGAAAUGCUUUGUAGCUUCUACCAAUGUUAUGCUGAUUAAUUAUGUGUCUAAAAACAUGGUUGCCAGUGGGUGUGUUCUCUGUUUCUGAUAUGUAUAGCAGAAGCUUUACUUAAUCUUUUAUGACUAACUGCUUUCCCGAUUUAGAAAUACUUUUGUGCAGUGAUCCUUGGACCCACUACCCAGAUUGUUCAGAUUAUUUUUCUUUUAUCCAGAUUGUUGCCUAUUUAACUGUCAACUCUGGUGAGUGCUUUAGGGUCAUCAAGGUCAUUUUUUUUUCUGUGUAUAUGAUUGAAGAGUAAAUCAUGUCUAUUAAAAGUGCUAAUUUUGUUUCAAACAAAAAAAUUAUGUGUAUAAAAAUAAUGUUCUUGUGCUCAUAUUUUCACCAUUUUUGUAUUAAUAUGACUGCUUGUAUAUUGUUUUGUUUGAAUAUGUUUUUGUACUUCUUGGAAUACAUUGAUUCAUUUUUCAAAAUGUUGCACAGUUUUUGUUUCCCUCAAUGAUUUAGAAGAUUGUGCCUACUAAAAAAAUUUAUGGUGAUUUUAUGACUGCUAUCGAUUUUUGUGGUAGAAAGACAAGCAGAAACAUGGAUAGAUAAAUUAAUUUUAAUACAUGAUACAUGGGAAGUCAAGUGGUAGAGUGCUCACUCAAAGUAUGGCAGGCAGUGUUUGCUCCCAGGCCGCAUUGUACCAAAGACGUGAAGAAUACUACUUGUAGCUUCCUCGCUUGGCGCUUGGCAUUAGGAUAGUGCUAGGACUUGUUAUCCCAGUGUCAGUAUGAUGGGACUGGAUAGGGUAUCAUGUCAGGUGUCUACAGCAAGAUAUUCCAGUGAUGCAGCACUGUAAAGUAGGGCGUUGGCUCUCUGCUACAAAUUGACACCAUAUAUGAAAGAAACAAUGUAGAAAAGGAUGCUAAACCAGAACAAAAACUAACAGACAAACCAAAAUUAUGAAGAUGACGUAUCACAAAGCACUUGAUCUUUCAACAAGUUUAACCAACAUACAGACUUUAAAACAGUAACAUAAUAAAUGUACAUUGAAUCAUGUAUAAAUAAAAGGUAUCUAGUUCUGUAA